ACAGGUGGAUGGAUUGUUUUGUUUUGAUUUGAACUUAAUUCUUUGAAACAAUUUUUCAACACAUUAAACAUUUUUUUGUCUUAUUUCAUCAAAGUUACAAACAUUUUGACAAUUCAAUAUUAAAUAUCAAAAUGAAUCAACAAAAAAAAGAUCGUAAAUGGUGUAACUUUGACUUUGAUGAGAAUGAACCUCCCAUGAAAUUGAUGAGGAAAAUCCCUAAGGAAACCUUAAGUGAGGCAACAGAAGUAAGUGAUCUGAAAGAAGUUACCUCUGCACAUGGCAAAGCAAAAAGUUCUUAUACCAUUAUUAAUGAGAAAAAUUGGAUAAAAAAUUUUGAUCCCGUCACAGUUGAUGAUCUAGCUGUACACAAUAAAAAAGUUCAAGAAGUUGAAGAAUGGAUUAAACAUUGUUGUGAUCGGAAUCAGGGUGAUAUGUUACUAUUGACAGGACCUGUGGGAUGUGGGAAAACCGCCACAAUCUUUAAAUUAGCAUCAAAAUAUAAUAUUAAAGUUACAGAAUGGAUAACACCUUUAGAUAUUGGAGUACCUUCAGAAUAUGGUGAAUUUGAACACAAAGAAAAACAGUCAUCAAAGUUUCUUGAUUUUAUUAUUAAUGCUGCUAACUUCACAUCUUUAUUAGAUAAUAACAACAGGAAACUAGUGUUAGUUGAAGAUUUUCCAAAUACCUUUUUAAGAACACCUUCAGAAUUUACAGAUGUUUUACACCAGUACAAGCAUAGGGCUCGAUCUCCAAUAGUGUUCAUUUGCUCAGAAAUGCAUACAGAUAAUAAGAAUACUGCAGUUAAUCUUUUUACCCCAAGUUUGAAGGAACAAUAUAAUAUUCAACAAAUAGUUUUUAAUAGCAUAUCAAUGACUGGUUUGAAAGGAGCAUUAAAAAGAAUAGCAGAAAUAAUAAGCAAGAAACAUACUGCUGUCUAUAACAUUCCGACCUCUGAUAUGAUAGAGUGUGUUGUCAAUUCGUCAGGAGGUGAUGUGCGAUCAGCAGUAUUAAAUCUUCAUUUUGCCUGCCUCAAGGGUUCAAACACUACUUUAGAAACAAGUGUUUUGGUUGAAAAAGAAACAAAAAGUAAAGGAGCAAGAAAGAAAAAAAAUUUCUCGAGCAAAUUUAUGUCAAUAGGCAAAGAUCAAACUGUUAGUAUUUUACAUGGAGUUGGAAGAGUUCUGAACCCGAAGGUAACUGAAGAAAACGAAAGUCGAAUGUUAACCCAUAAGCCUUCAGAUAUCAUUGAACAAUUCCUGAGCCAGCCUAGUUCCUUCGUAAAUUUUUUAGAAGAAAACUACUUGCCACAUUUUUCGAGCGCGGACCACGCCGACAAGGCCGCUGCGGCGCUGAGCGAUGCAGACUAUCUGCUGGCCGAAUGGAGGCAAUUGCAAACUAUGAUGGAAAAGCUAACUGCUAAAUAAACGAGACUGGUCAAUCGCUCCACGCCACUGCUGCUUCACGACAACGCUAGACCACACACUGCACGAGAGACAGUUACCAAAUAAGAGGAACUUCAAUUGGAAUGUCUAAGAUAUCCACGUACUCCCCGGACCUUGCUCCGACAGAUUACCAUUUUUUAGAAAUUUGGAUAACUUCAUCCAAGGGAAAAAUUCAACUCCGAUAGGGCAGUCCAAACCGCCUUCAAAGAUUUUAUUGAUUCUAUUUAUUCCGAAUGGUUUUUUUAAUGAAGGGAUAUGAGAUGGCAAAAGUGGCUCUUGCUUUGAUUAAAUAAAUAUAUUAUAUUAAAAAAUAUUCGACUUUUUGUCCCUCCUAUACCAAACGCCAAUUUCAUUUGUAAGGCCCUAAUAUAAUUUUGUAUGGAUCUUUUCUCUGGGUGAAGUUUUAUACACAACUUACGGGUUACCUAGAAGAAUUAAUUAAUUGAGUUAUAAUAUAAAGAGAUAUUAUAAUUGUAUUGUAUUGCAUGGAUACUUAUGCUAAGCUUGCUUGUGGCAUUAGGAAGCCCAGUUGUAAUGAUAGUUAAAACAAAACCUUUUUUUCUUAUUUUUUUAAACCACACAGAAUCAGAAACAUAACAAGUGAUUUACUAUCAAGAGUUAA
Molecule: messenger RNA, 2064 nt
Organism: Amyelois transitella
Lineage: Eukaryota; Metazoa; Arthropoda; Insecta; Lepidoptera; Pyralidae
Gene: Rad17
Product: cell cycle checkpoint protein RAD17
Exons: 9
Coding region: 132-1424 (430 amino acids)
Biological process (GO): mitotic DNA replication checkpoint signaling; DNA damage checkpoint signaling; DNA repair
Molecular function (GO): chromatin binding
Source: RefSeq, a predicted model, not a curated record